Trichoplax adhaerens is the source of this 1668-nucleotide messenger RNA. RefSeq lists its product as uncharacterized. The transcript has 7 exons. Gene Ontology annotation, molecular function: ligand-gated sodium channel activity. Gene Ontology annotation, cellular component: membrane. The coding region runs from base 1 to 1668 and encodes 555 amino acids. Gene Ontology annotation, biological process: sodium ion transmembrane transport. The record is from RefSeq and is a predicted model, not a curated record. Lineage: Eukaryota; Metazoa; Placozoa; Uniplacotomia; Trichoplacea; Trichoplacidae.
AUGAGUCAAUCUAGUGACCAUGACAGUAACAAAACAGCAAGCGAUGAAAGUAGCACAGAUGCGCAUCCAAAUUCUCAAAAAGUACCGAUACUUUCGCACCAGGACGAAGUUGACCAAGAUAAUCCUGAACCAAGGAACCGUUUUGACUUAGACUUUAGGUGGCGCCCAAGUAUAGAACAUGAUGAAAACUUUCCCUUCAGUGCUAGCUUUCAUGGAAUUGAACAUAUUUAUGAAGGAAGAUAUGGAACUAGAAAAAUUCUGUGGAUUCUCUUAGUGGCAGCAACGAUGAUUGCUUGUUUUGUCUUUAUUUUCAUCCAAAUUGCUCACUAUUCCGCCUUCCAUACGACAACAAAGUCAACCUUAGUCUAUGAGAAACAGUUGGCAUUUCCAGCAGUAACCAUUUGUAAUUAUAAUAGCUUUCGACGCUCUGCUGUAACCGCAAAUGAUCUAAUCCAUAUGGCUUAUCUUGUCAAAGCCUAUCGUCUAAAUCAAGGAGUAGUAUCCGAUUUUAUUGGAGAAAAGGAAAGGCAGAAAUUAAUCAAUUACUGGAAAAAAUAUGAUGCAACUCACGCGAAGAAAUUUAAUUAUCAAUUAUUUGUAGAAAGAGUAGGCUACCAUGCAAGUCAAAUGAUUAAAUCGUGUCAUUUCCGUGGAUUGAAAUGUGGACCUAAAAAUUUUAGCAAUGUUCUGACCAGUUAUGGUAAUUGUAUUACAUUUAACGGUCCUAAGCUCGAAUCCAAUCCGAAGCUGUAUCAGAAAAAUCCUGGGGCCCAUCAAGGACUAGAGUUAUUAAUUAAUAUCCAAGAAUAUGAAUAUACCGGUUCAUGGCAUUCUGAUCGACCAGAUAUCGGUAUUAAAUUUGUUAUUCAUGAAAGACAUUACCCGCCUGAUGUGACCUCGCAAGGUAAAGCUGUUGGCCCUGGUUCUCACGCUUAUGCCAGUGUUAAAUAUAAAACGAUUAGCAACCUACCUUCACCGUACGGUCAUUGCGGUAGCAAAAAACUAGCCUUCUAUAAAAAAUAUACUUAUGCUGGAUGCCAAAUUAGUUGCAAGACUGAAUAUGUCCAAAAGAAAUGUGGUUGCCGAGCUCCUGACAUGCCAGGUAAUUAUUUAUACAUUUGCUCACCACAAAAGAUGAUUGAAUGCGUUUCGCCUAAUUUAGAAAAAUUGAUAACUAUUAACGAUAAAGUAUGUAUUUGUCCGAUACCGUGCCACAUUGUGCAUUUCGAUACCACCAUCAGCUAUGCAAAAAUACCCAAUCCUCAAAUGGCCAAAGAUUUAACAGAAAAAAUUAACAAGACAGCUUUUCAAAUUGAAACGCAUGGUCUUGUUGACCCAGAUAUUGAUCCUACACUUUACAUUUCGCAAAAUUAUAUUCUGCUAAAUGUCUUCUUCGACGAUCUGUAUUAUGAAAAGACGGUCUCAACUCCAGUUUAUACAUUUACUUCAUUACUAGGUAAUAUCGGAGGUCAGUUGGGAUUAUUUGUAGGUGCUAGUGUUCUUACCCUUGUAGAAAUCAUUGAGUUUGGAUUCUAUCGUAGCCGUGGAGCAAUCCGACGAAGUGAUUGGAAGCAAAAUUUACGUAAGAGUAUUUCUAGAAGUCGAGAAGUGACGGCAACUGAAGAAAAAGAACCACUUUGCAGUGGUAAGAUAGAGACGAAUAAAUAG